AUGGCUGCAUCGGCCCAGACCGGGUCGCCGCAACGCUCCGACAGCGACGUGGACGAGGAAUUUAUCGACGACCUGAGUGAUAUGGGAAUCGAGGGAAUCGAAACGAACAGUACCGUGCCAGAACUUUUCACGGCGUCUCCACCAGUGCGCGAUACGCUCCCGACGGCCACUUCAUACGCUCAGGAUGCAACGGUACGGGAGUGUGUCCCGCUGCUUGCUGCCACGGACAGCGACAUCGAUCACAACGCCCACAGAGUACCCUCACUGCUCCGUGAUAAUCACAUCAAAUUUCUCCAGAAGCAGCUCGGGAGGUUUCCGGCCCCGUAUGUGGCUGCCGACGCGAGUCGGCCAUGGUUCCUGUAUUGGUCUCUCAACGCCCUGGCUCUGCUCGGCUACGACACGGCAGUGUACCGGGAAGACCUGAUCAAGACAGUGCGUACAAUGCAGAACCCGUCCGGUGGCAUCGGAGGCGGUCACGGACAGGACUCUCACCUUGCCACAACCUACGCCGUCGUUCUUGCUCUCGCCAUAGUCGGCGGUGAGGAUGCAUACGAGGUGAUAGAUAGGAAAGCUAUGUGGAAAUGGCUCUGCUCUCUCAAGCAACCCAGUGGCGGGAUUCAGAUGGCCCUGGGCGGAGAGGUAGAUGUCAGGGGAGCCUACUGUGCAGCCGUAAUUGUAACCCUCCUGAGUCUGCCUCUGGACCUUUCAACCGACUCGCCGGCCUGGACGCCUGAGCGGCCCACGCUCUUCACUGGAUUGGCGGAUUAUGUACGCAGAUGCGCGAUUGAGCUCGAGGAUCAACCGAGCGAGGCGAGCUUCACUUCCCAUCAGGGCAGUCUUUACAGUCGUGAGGGCCUGAUUCGAUACAUCUUGUGUUGCGGUCAAGACCGGUCCAAACGUGGCGGUCUCCGGGACAAGCCCAGCAGGCCGUCGGAUGCGUACCACACUUGCUAUGUCCUCUCGGGACUGAGCUCUGCGCAGCACCAGUGGGAUCUCACAUAUGUCAACGAAGAUGAGACGAUCCUAUCGGAGCCAAAGUGGGUGGCGUCGCCUUGUGCCGAAGGAACACAGGUAUUCAACGAGGAGGACCGCGUCGGGACGAUCCACCCCGUCUACACCAUCCCCCAAGAAAGCGUCGACGACAUGAAGGCAUACUUUGCGUCGAAACAGGGAUUCUAG
Messenger RNA from Colletotrichum fioriniae, 1179 nucleotides. The record is from RefSeq and is a predicted model, not a curated record. NCBI's taxonomy places the organism in Eukaryota, Fungi, Ascomycota, Sordariomycetes, Glomerellales, Glomerellaceae.